This is a messenger RNA of Cheilinus undulatus (humphead wrasse), 1781 nucleotides long. RefSeq names its product solute carrier family 25 member 1a (gene slc25a1a). Gene Ontology annotation, biological process: mitochondrial citrate transmembrane transport. The record is from RefSeq and is a predicted model, not a curated record. NCBI's taxonomy places the organism in Eukaryota, Metazoa, Chordata, Actinopteri, Labriformes, Labridae. The transcript has 9 exons. The coding region runs from base 91 to 1182 and encodes 363 amino acids.
UGGCCCUGCCUCUUCUCUGUGUUGUUGUUGUGUGACAUUGUCUGCCUGAGAUCAUCACCUAAACACUGAGGGAUUUCUCUACCAGAGAAAAUGUCCUCUUUGUUGAAGCCGUUUUCGGUGUGUGAAGGGCCAUGUGAGAGCUCCGGGGUGAGGAGAGGAUCACCGAGCUCUACCCCGAUCCAACAGCAGCCUUCAUCCCGGAGUCUAGCCGCUGCCGCCGCCGCCGCGGGGCUCGGCUCUCUGCCGACCCACCAGCGGUCGUACGCGGCGAGGAGGAACCUGGCGGCGGCUGCGGUCGGAGGGAGGAAAAUCACGCAUCCUGGAAAGGCUAUCCUAGCAGGUGGUAUCGCAGGAGGGAUUGAGAUCUGUAUCACCUUCCCCACAGAGUAUGUUAAGACCCAGCUGCAGCUAGAUGAACGAGCCAACCCACCGCGGUACAGAGGGAUCGGUGACUGUGUGAAGUUGACUGUGCAGGAUCAUGGGCUCAGAGGGUUGUAUCGAGGCCUCAGCUCCCUGCUUUACGGAUCGAUACCCAAGUCUGCAGUGAGGUUUGGUACGUUUGAGAUGCUCAGUAACCCGAUGCGAGAUGCGACAGGUCGGCUGGACAACACACGGAGCCUCCUGUGUGGUCUAGGAGCCGGUAUCGCAGAAGCAAUCGUGAUCGUCUGCCCAAUGGAGACUCUGAAGGUGAAGAUGAUCCAUGACCAGUGUUCCCUCCGACCUCGUUACAGAGGAUUCUUCCAUGGAGUCAGUGAGAUUAUUAGAGAACAGGGAGUGAGGGGGACGUAUCAAGGUCUGACAGCAACUGUGCUAAAACAAGGAACAAAUCAGGCCAUCCGAUUCUAUGUGAUGAACUUGCUACGUAAUUGGUACAAAGGUGACGACCCCAGAAAAGAAAUGCACCCGAUUGUCACGGCGAUGUUUGGAGCGACUGCAGGAGCUGCUAGUGUCUUUGGAAAUACACCUUUGGAUGUGGUGAAAACCAGGAUGCAGGGUUUGGAGGCCCAUCGCUACAAAAACACAGUGGACUGUGCGUUCCAGAUCUUGAAGCAGGAAGGACCUAUGGCGUUCUACAAAGGAACAGUUCCCAGGCUCGGCCGGGUGUGUUUAGAUGUGGCCAUAGUCUUCGUCAUCUAUGAGGAGGUGGUCAAACUUCUGAACAAUGUGUGGAAAACUCAGUAGACCCCACAGACGGGAGGACAGAGGUCCAGAGAGAAGCACAGACCAGUGCCUCAUGCUACGCACAACUGAACACCUCUACUCUACUUCAUACUGGCUCUCUGCAUCACCCCGAGCAGACGAUGUGUCGUCUUUUCAACUUUGAAUCUAAAACCAAUGAUUUGAAGGACCUACGCUGUGACAGAAAAAGGCAGGGAGAUUCUGGAAACAGUUUUCAGAUCAGGAUUUGGAUUCAGGAGGAGUGGUUCUGUGUGGAAAAAGGCAAAUGAAGUUCCAAAUGAUGUGUUAUUCUGUGCGUCUGACCAAACUUGUAGACUAUCUUUAGUCAUUUGACCAGAAAACACAAGUAUUUCGAGAACAACACAUUAAUCACCAAAGUUUAGAUGAGGAAGAGUGUUUUAAAGCAGGUUUAAAAGGGAUAUUAUGUUUAUAUGGUCUUGUAGCUUUUUAUGACUGUUGUUGCCGUUCGUGUUGUAGAUUGAACACUAAGAAUCAAACCAUAAAUGUGUCUUUUGAAUCUUGGAGUACUUGACAUGAUACAUAGAACAGAGACACUUCUGAACAAACUCACCGCAGUAUUAAUUAAAGCUUACAUGACUGUG